This is a messenger RNA of Kluyveromyces lactis, 3033 nucleotides long. RefSeq lists its product as uncharacterized. The transcript has a single exon. The record is from RefSeq and is a predicted model, not a curated record. Lineage: Eukaryota; Fungi; Ascomycota; Saccharomycetes; Saccharomycetales; Saccharomycetaceae. Bases 1 to 3033 code for a protein of 1010 amino acids.
AUGGAACCGCGAAUUGAAGAAACGGAUACUGGAUCACUGGCAGAUAACUCAUCAGUUGCUUCGUCGGAUUCGAAUUAUUUAUUGGAUUUAGCUGAUGAAACCGAGUAUGAGGAUAUCUUACCCAAGACCAACUAUCAUUCUCCUUAUUACGUGAACGUUCCGACUCCCAAGCAUUCUCUCUUGGCAGGAGCUGGUGCUAACAGUGCCAGUGCUGGUGCCAAUUCAGGAGCCGGUAAUGCAAAUAUCAGUGCCAGAGCUGGUGCUAAUGUUGGUGUGGGCUCGGGUGCAGGUGCUAGUGCCAAUGCUGGAAAAGCUGAGGGAUUAGACUUAUAUGAUGAUGGUACAGCGUCAUUUGUGCGAGAAUAUCCUACUGAUAUCUUGGCGGAUAGGUUUCAUAAAUGGCGGAAGAUCUUGAAGGCGAUGAUCAUUUAUUUGAGAGAAGUUGCAUAUUCGCAAGAACAAUUCGCAAGAAUCAAUUAUUCCUUGAAGAAUUCUGUGAAGUUCUCAUUCUUGACUGAUUUAGAUGAAAGUACUAACAGAGUCUCAGAUCCAUUGACGAAGAAUUUGCCACAAAAGAAACCGCAACCAAUGACGCAGAUGAAAUCGCCAUUUGACGAGAAACCGGAUCCGUUUGCUGCCAGUAAUGCUAGUACCCUGAACAAUUCAAGUAUCGAUCUUGGGCAAGAGUUGCAACUGGAACCUAACGACAGUUGCUCUGGCGCUGGGUUCAUGAACUUUGGAUCAGGUUCUAUACAGGACAUUCAAGUUAUUCUAAAGAAGUACCACCUCUCUUUGGCAAGUCAACAAGUUAAAUCGAGCAAAGAGAUCACCCUACAGAUCAUUCCAAAAUUAGAGGAUUUGAGGAAAGAUUUGAGCCACAAGAUCAAAGAGAUUAAGGAACUCAAUGCUGAUUUCAAAACCAAUAUCCAAGAGCACGUCGCAUUGACGGGGCAAUUGCUUCACAAGUACAUUGCUGCUGUGAAUUUUUUGAACGAUAAUGCUAGCAGAUCUGAUUUGAUCAAGUUAAAGAGAAAUUCAUCUCUUAAAUCGAAACAUGAUCCUUAUUUACUAAAGUUACAAUUGGAUUUACAAUUGAAGAGACAACUUUUGGAAGAAAACUAUUUGCAAGAGGCCUACAUCAAUUUACAAAGCUCUGGUAUGGAAUUGGAAAAGAUUAUUUUCUCAACUAUUCAGAAAACUUUGCAAAAGUUUUCAGCAAUCAUUGAUGUUCAAGCGCGUACUUCCAUUAACAACUUGUGCAGGGAGUUACAAAGAGGUAUUCUUUCCAAACCACCAUGUGUAGAAUGGGACAACUUUGUUAGUCAUCAUCCAAGAUGCUUGCUCAACUGGAAAUCUACUGACCCUAUCCCACAGCCAAGAAAGUUGUCUGAUAUUAGAUACCCAAAAAUGAAAUCUUCGUUGGCUAAGUGUAUCAGAGCCGGAUAUUUGCUAAAGAAAUCAAAGUAUUUGAAACAAUACAACAAGGGUUAUUUUGUCCUAACAUCUAACUACUUGCAUGAGUUCAAAUCUUCAAACUUCUUUAAACUGACACAGGACACCGGCGAAAAUAGUGAACAUGCAAUCAUACCUAGUUCGGGAAACAAGGGGAGGUCCAUUAUUCCUAUUAUGAGUAUCUCAUUGAACGAGUCUGAAUUGCUGGAGAUAGAAGAUAAAUUUACCAUCAACUGUAAGUCGACUUAUAUUAUGGAAGAGAGUGCUAGUGAAUCCAUUUCAAAUGAUUUAAAGAAGAUCUCUAAAUCUACUUCAACAAUUUCCAAGCUCUUUAAACCAGGAAGUGGCAAACACGGUAAGAACAACAAUUUAGCAAUGGGCUCUUCAAAUGAUAGCAGAGUAGUGUCUGGUGGUGAUGAUACCGUAAAAUUCACAAGUAUCACCUUCAAAAGACCAGCAGAUGUCGAUGUCAAAGAAUUCAAGAAAUGGACUAAUAAUUUGAAAGAUCUAACCAAAUUCCACAAUACUCUGGAUAGAGCCAGAUACAUCGAAGAAAAGAUUUUGAAAGCUCACAAUAAAUUUGCUAGCAGCACCUUGAGCUUGGGACAAUCUAAAUCGGAACCAACUUCUUCUCUUCACUUGUCAAGCCAGUCUUCAAGUAAUUUACAACAGAGACCACACUACAUACAACUUCCUUCUGUCUCGCAAGUGAACUUGAGAUCAAAGGUAAAUACCCCAGCCAUUGACGAUAAUGGAAAUUUAAUAUUUGCCACGGAAAGGCCUAAAUCUCUGGCACCUACUAUUGAAGCUAGGCCGCCUCCUACCGAAUUGCCAUCUCAUCAAGUAUCUCCAACUUCGUUCAUUUCUAACGAUGGCUCCUCAGGCUCGAAUAAAACUUCUAAUAUGGGAUACGUUAUAACUAGCAAUGGAAUGACACCAGUUCAUCACUUGACGCCUUUGACCCACGUAAGAACAACAAGCGGUGAUGCCGGUAAUACUACGAAUCAUACAGGUGCCGAGUUCAACUUUUUCAUGUCCCCGAAGGAUAUUUCUGGGAAUGUGACUUCAGCUAGUAACACCUCUAGUGGUAGUGGUGGAGGCUACUUUGCAAUUCCUGUGAAAUCAACGUCUCAACACUCGACACCAACCGGCGAGGGCUCAAGAACGCCGAACGCCAUCCCAAAGAUCCACAUCAACGAAUUAGAGGCACCACAUCCGGCGAAAGUGAUACCUCUCAAUCAUACGCCAGAAACGUCCACCUCGAGGAAUAUUCCCUAUAACAAUUUGAAGAAGAAUUCGAGCGCAAGCAGCGUCCCAUCAGUUAGCUCAUUACGUGCUGCUUCACCUAUUCUUUCUAACCCACUUCACAAUUUGAGUACUCCAGCAUUACAAGGUGGGAAACAAUCACAAACGCAACCUGUCAGAAAGCACAAGAAAACGGUAUCUUUCAACUCAUUAAACAGUUUGAUGUUUUCUAAAAAGGCACCAACCCCUGUUAACAGCCAGUAUUUAUCGGAUGCGAAAAUCAACGAGGAUGAUGAUCCUAAUGCUAUCAACAUUCAUGAAUCUUUGUAUUCCUGA